AUGUCACAAGAAUUUGAGGCACGAGCAGUUCUCAAUUCAGGAGCAACAGGACUAUUCAUUGAUAUGAGCUACAUUGAAGAAUACAACUCAACAACAAUGCUGCUGGAAUGUGCACAACCAGUCUACAAUGUCAAUGGAAUGCCCAAUGAGGCUGGAGUGAUCUGA
Messenger RNA from Dacryopinax primogenitus, 165 nucleotides. RefSeq lists its product as uncharacterized. Bases 1 to 165 code for a protein of 54 amino acids. NCBI's taxonomy places the organism in Eukaryota, Fungi, Basidiomycota, Dacrymycetes, Dacrymycetales, Dacrymycetaceae. The record is from RefSeq and is a predicted model, not a curated record. The transcript has a single exon.